This is a messenger RNA of Portunus trituberculatus (swimming crab), 3927 nucleotides long. RefSeq lists its product as uncharacterized. Bases 2641 to 3588 code for a protein of 315 amino acids. NCBI's taxonomy places the organism in Eukaryota, Metazoa, Arthropoda, Malacostraca, Decapoda, Portunidae. The record is from RefSeq and is a predicted model, not a curated record. The transcript has 4 exons.
UAAAGUGUAAUUCUGAAAAACCAUUAUACAUACCUGCUACUGCCUUCCUGUAUCUUGAAAAUGAAUAGCCAGUAUUACAUUUUCUAUGGGUUCAUAAAAAGCAAUAAUCCCAAGUUAUUGCAUGCUGUCUGGAGGUUACCACCUUGUUGCAUUCUCUACACUUGGAAUCCAUCAGGGUUACCACCUUGUUGUACUCUCCACACUUGGAAUUUAUCUGGCUUUUAUAGUCCAGCUAGCCUGCCUGCUAAGGUACUGAUCAUUUAAAAGAGCUAAAAGUAGUUAACUUGGACUGGUGGAUUUUGCUAACAAGCAAACAUCAAUCAAGCAGUUAGCUUAACAAGCCAUUUGAUGGGCUAUACUUCAAAUAGCAAUUAACUUAGACUGGUGGAUUGCUAACAAGCAAACUUCAAUCAAGUGGUUAGUCUAACAAACCAUUAGCAAUUUGAAUAUCUGUUAACUUUAAAAAAAAAGGUCAGUUUAUGAUACAACACUUCUUGCUGGUGUAAGUUGACCAGGGGUUUGAGUUGACCAGGGUGUGAGGUGACCAGGGUGUGAGUUGACCAAAAAUGAGGUGUGAGUUGACCAAUUUUGCAGGUGUGAGUUGACCAAGAAGCCACAGUUUCUGGGGACAUUAAUGACAAGAUUGCUGGGAUGGUCAACUUCCUGUUUGACAAAGGUAGGCUGGAGGAGGACUACAAGGCCAUCUCAGAGGAUGGGAUUACCACUCGACCUAACAAUUGUCCCGCGCUGGCUCCUGUGGAAUGCAACCUUCAGAUUUGGGAGGCCUUCAAAACGGAUGCUAGGAAAGCAAACGCUCGACUCAAAGAUGUUAGUGGGGACAUUCUUAAGGCAGGUAUCAUCCUUAUAAAGUCACUUCUGGCUCUGGAUCAGGUUGCAUAGGAGGAUGGUCACCCAUUGGUUGAACAGGAAGUGAAGAGAAUUAAUGGCACUUUGGCCCUCCUUGAGCAUGCCAACUACAAAAAUAACUUGGUGAGGCACUUUGUUAUGAAGCGAAAAAUUAACCAAAAAUAUUCACACCUGUGUUGCGAUAAGUGGCCAAUGUCUUGCAUGUUGUUUGGCGAUGAUGUAUCUCAGUCUGCCAGGCAGAUUGAGGACAUGGAAAAGCUGAAACAUAAGUUUGCAGCCAAGAAAAACCCUGUCUCAUGGAGGUUCACUGGUGGCAGGUCUAGAGGCUUUUGGGGGAAAUCCACUCAGAGGUACUACUCGCCGAGUUUCUACCCCUAUGAUCUGCCGAGGGACUUCAAGGGUGGCCAACAGCAAUUCCAGGCUUGUUGGGACCCAGACUCAAAAAAUGCCAGGGGCUGGGGUCAGUACAGACCCCGGCGUUAACCGAGGUGCCUACAGAAGAUGAGAGCAGAAGAGGGGAAGGGGUGGAUGGUUAUUCCACUCUGGUUGUCACAGCCAUGGAUGGGGACCUUGCUCGGGAUGCUGGUCAAUCACCCACGACUUAUUGCAAUGAGGAGACAGGUUCUCACGCAGAGGAGCACCCGGUCAUGCAUCACACCAGACUGAUGGCAUGCCUGCUGUCAGGGAGCAGUUCCGAGCACAAGGAAUAUCUGCAGAGGGUACGGAUAUCCUCAUGGCCUCGUGGACAAAAGAUAACAACUCAAGAUGGAAUAAGGGCUAGCCAAGAUAGCAGCAGCAUAUAGCAUGGAAGCUCAAAUCACUUGCAACUCAGCAUAAUGAUCUUCAUAUGUUGGACUGUCUGGAGUGGAGUGAAGCACUAGUGUAUUGUAUGAGUUGGAGCGGAGGUGAGGAAUGAAAGCAGAGGUUGAUAGGCAGCAGAGCGAGAAGAACCGCAGCUCUGACCGCCCCACACACCACCAACCGCCUACCUCAUCCUGUUGCCAUUCCUGUUGCCGUCACCAUUACUCCAAGCCUGGUUCCUGUGUUCACCCACCUACCCCUUGUUAUAAUAAAGUGGGAAACUAAGGAUUGCUUUGAUUAAUGCCACAAGCUAUCUAGGCAGUAUGGGGGAAAGCUACUUUGACCUGAAGCUGAUUCCUGAAUAUGACGGCAGCACCACUCAGUCUGUUGUUGAGUGGCUUGAGAAAUUGGAGCUAGUGUGCAAACUCCGAGACUCUUCGCCUGACUGGUGGUGCCUUCGCUGUGUACCUGCAGCUGUCUGAGGAGGACCAGAAAUCCACUAAGAAGAUAAAAGAGGCACUGCUGGCAGCCUUUGCUGUCGAUCCCUUCAUUGCUUACGAACAGUUCAUUGGCCAGAAAUUAGUGACUGGAGAAUAAAACGGAUGUGUACCUGGCAGAGCUCCGGUACCUUUCAUCACUGUUCAGUGGUAUGAAUGACAAGUCCCUUGCCUGUACCUUUGUUGCUGGAUUGCCAGAAGACAUCCGCCAGCUACUGAGGGCUGGGUCGCGCAUGGAGUAGCUUGAGCUGGACCAAAUUUUGGCACACUCAAAGGCAGUGAUCAGGGAUGACGGUCCAUGUCAGCCAGCAGCAGUGUGCCUCGGUGCGGCGUGUCCUGGAGCCAGGUCCUUGCCGGCUGCUGCCAGUAACCUAUGCUUCAAAUGCGGGGCCCCGAAUCACCUCACUAGGGAUUGUCUGGCUCGUCAUAGAGGAACAGUGUGUGGCGGCUGGAGCCGCACUUGGCGACGUGUGAAAUGCUUCAAGUGUGGAGGCCUCGGUCACGUUGCCUCUGCUUGUUCGGGAAACGAGCGUGGAGAGAGGGAAUCAGCGCCACCCUCUUCUCCUGGCAGUCUGUGAGUGAGGUGCUACCUAGUGCUGUGGUGAGAGUGGAUGGUGUUCAGCGUCUUGUGCUAGUGGAUACUGGCUGUUCCAGGAGUAUAGCGUAUGUGUUGUGCUGCAAAGCAUGGGAAGAGGGUGGUGUCAGCAUGGUCACUAUAAGUAGUGAAGAGUGGAAGUGUGAGGGAAAAGGGUUGGUGUGUCUUCAAGUGAGCAGUGGGCCCUCUGCCAACAUCAGUGUGAGUGUUGUUGCCUCGAAACCUCUUGGCUUCACCUUCAUUCUCGGAAUGGAUGGGAUCAAGGAACUCGGUGGUGUCACAGUUGAUGCUCAGGACAUCCUGAGUUUUGGUGGGGUAGAAAAGAUGAUCUGUGCUGCUACAGAUACGGUGGUGGGGAUUAAUGAGAGAGACUUUAGUGCUACUUCCGAUCCCAGCACGAAGUCUUGGACAGUGGCCUGGAAGUGGGCAGAAGGUAGGGAGCCAGACGUUCUGUAUAACCAAGUGAAGACUUAUACUGUGCCCGAUGGAGUGCGGGGCCUGUACAAGGAAGAACUGGAGAGGUGGAUCUUCCAUAUGACAAAGCUAAAUAUGGGACCUGCUAAGGGACUGAUCCCUCUCAUGGCAGUCAUCCAGCUGAAUAAGAAAAAAGUGAGGCCAUUAAUGGAUUUUAGAGAGCUUAACACCCACAUAUGUGCCUACACAGCCGAUGCGGAUGUGUGUGCUGACAAACUGUGGGAGUGGCGCAAGCAAGGUGAGAACGUGUCUGUGAUAGACUUGGCUAAAGCCUACCUGCAGAUCAAAAUUGACAACUUUCUAUGGCCAUACCAGACAGUCAAAUUCAAGGGUCAAAGGUAUUGCCUGACGUGACUGGGCUUCGGGUUGAACGUUGCCCCACUUGUGAUGAAGGCCAUCUUGAACUGUGUCCUCACUCAAGAUUCAACUGUGAGGAAGGGAACAUCAGCUUAUAUCAAUGAUAUUUUCAUAAAUGAGUGCAUCGUUGAGGCCAGGCAAGUGGAACAACAUCUCGGCAACUUAGGGCUGACAAGCAAACCACCCAAACGCUUGGCUGACGAAGCUAGAGUGUUAGGCUUAAGAAUGUGUGGGGAGCAGGACAGGCUCAUUUCUGGGAGGGAUAACGAGCUAAUCGAUGCCCUAGCUCAUCUAACACGGCGAGAGAUGGGAACAGUCUAUGCCAUUGGGUAAUUU